CAUUCCCGGGUAGGGGACAUGCACGCCAUUUGCGGCCUCGGCUGUCAAUCACCUGAUCACUGAGUAUCUCCGACCUGGGAGAGGCCUGUGUAUAAGCAACACAGUUCUCUCCCUUGUCAGCUCCUGCACACUGCUUUGUAUGGCUUUGCAUAGCAGAACCAUACAAAGCACACACAGCAUGCUUAGUAAAACACACACAGCACAGUUAACCCUUUGAUCGCCUCAGAUGUUAACCCCUUCCUGCUCAGUGCCAUUAGUACAGUGUCAGUGCUUUUUAUUAGCACUGAUCACUGUACUGGUGUCACUGGGGAUGUCAGUGACACCAAGUCAGUUCCCCCCAGUGUCAGAAUGGCCGCUGCAGUCCCGAUAUAAGUCGCUG
Staurois parvus is the source of this 379-nucleotide messenger RNA. NCBI's taxonomy places the organism in Eukaryota, Metazoa, Chordata, Amphibia, Anura, Ranidae. The record is from the annotation of a GenBank genome assembly.